This is a messenger RNA of Delphinapterus leucas (beluga whale), 2904 nucleotides long. RefSeq names its product dynein assembly factor with WD repeats 1 (gene DAW1). The record is from RefSeq and is a predicted model, not a curated record. Gene Ontology annotation, molecular function: protein binding. NCBI's taxonomy places the organism in Eukaryota, Metazoa, Chordata, Mammalia, Artiodactyla, Monodontidae.
GCCGGCGCCUUCCGCUGUUUGGCCGUUUCCAUGACGACCAAGUCGGUCGGCUGGUGGUUCCCCUGCGAGAGAAUGAAGCUCAAGAGCCUCCUGCUCCGGUAUUACCCGCCAGGAAUUAUGUUGGAAUAUGAAGAAAGUGGACAACUAAAGACCAAAUCCAUAGAUCUGCUCGAUCUCCAUACCAGUACAGAUGUCAAUGCCUUAGUAGAAGAGAUACAGAAAGCAGAACCUCUGAUCACAGCUUCACGAGCAGACCAGGUCAAACUUUUAAUACAGAGGUUACAAAAUAAACUUGGACAGUACAGCAACCACAAAUUCUAUCUUUUUAAGGUUCUCAGAGCACAUAUACUGCCAUUGACUAACGUUGCACUUAAUAAAUCAGGCUCAUGCUUUAUCACAGGAAGCUAUGAUCGGACAUGCAAACUCUGGGACACUGCCUCUGGAGAGGAACUUCACACCCUGGAGGGUCACAGGAAUGUGGUUUAUGCCAUAGCAUUCAACAAUCCUUAUGGUGACAAAAUUGCCACUGGGUCCUUUGAUAAGACUUGUAAACUAUGGAGUGUAGAAACCGGAACCUGUGGCCACACCUUUAGGGGCCAUACAGCAGAAAUAGUGUGUUUAUCGUUUAAUCCUCAAAGCACAUUGGUGGCUACUGGAAGUAUGGACACAACGGCCAAACUGUGGGACAUUCAGAAUGGAGAGGAAGUGUUCACUCUCACAGGACACUCAGCUGAAAUCAUCUCUUUGUCCUUUAACACCUCAGGGAACAGAAUCAUCACGGGGUCUUUCGAUCAUACAGUUACAGUGUGGGAUACUGAUACUGGAAGGAAGGUGUAUACCUUAAUUGGGCAUUGUGCUGAGAUCAGCAGUGCCUUAUUCAACUGGGAUUGCUCUCUGAUAUUAACUGGCUCUAUGGACAAAACCUGCAUGCUGUGGGAUGCUACAAAUGGAAAAUGUGUGGCAACAUUAACAGGCCAUGAUGAUGAAAUACUAGACAGCUGUUUUGAUUACACUGGAAAGCUUAUUGCAACUGCUUCGGCUGAUGGAACAGCAAGAGUUUUCAGUGCAGCCACGAGAAAAUGCAUUACCAAAUUGGAAGGCCAUGAAGGUGAAAUUUCAAAGAUUUCUUUCAACCCCCAAGGGAACCGUCUUCUCACUGGCAGCUCUGACAAAACAGCUAGAAUCUGGGAUGCUCAGACGGGUCAGUGCUUCCAGGUUCUUGAGGGACACACAGAUGAAAUCUUUUCAUGUGCUUUCAACUAUAAAGGUGACAUAAUCAUUACAGGUAGGGGGGAAAUAAACACCAUCGACUUAGUUUUCCUUUCAAAUUGGCUGUUAGAGUUACGAAGCUGGAUACCAAAAGGAGACACCCCCAUCCCCACCAGGGUCCCUAGCUCAUCUUGGUGCCUUUUAUGUCCUUUAUUUCAUUUUAGCUGCAUUGCAGAACCACAGGAGUGAGCUCUGCCACUGACUGUAAGGCUUUAUGAAUUCUCAGUUUCAGUUGCUCCAGGCGAAGUAAGAAUUCAGUAGCCUGCCUUCUUCCUGUUUCCUACAUUUCCCCAGGUACAGUCCAUCAGAUGGUCAAUACUCAGUUGACGGCAGUAAAUGUUAGUAACUAAAACAAGUCAGGACCUGAGUUCUUCACAGUGGAAUUUAUAGCCCAUUAGAGAUUUGUUCUUUGAGUGAAAUUGUUUUCUCCUUGGAUGUCCCCUCGUGACACAUUAAUAUUGGGGGAAAAGAACACAUAUUGAGCAAUUUUUCAGUGAUUAACGAUUUAUUGUGAAUAACUUAAUAUUAGCGAUAUUUUAUAAGAAGUGGAUUGAGAUCAGGUUAAUUUAGAUUGUGGAAAGGGGAAAAAAAAUGACAAGAAUAUGGCACUACGUUAGUGCACUGCCUCUGGAGGAAACCUUGGCAGGGAGCGGGAUGCUACAGUGGUGUUGGGUAGGGAUGCCCUCAGAGGGCACAGAGGAGCGAAUCUGCCUAACUCUCAGUGAUUCUCAUCGUGUCCAGAAGAUUUUCACAUUGCUUAACUCGUCUAGUAAGUGAAAUGUCGCAUAUACGAAGUUGGCUUUAUAUAUUGGCUGAUUUGGUAGCUUCCUAAUCAUAUAACUUCAGAGGUGCUGAGAAUAAUCUCCCCUUUGCCCUGAAAUACCACCCCUUUCCACCUGACUAUGGAUAAUUUCUAAAAUUGCAGAUUACUUCCUUUGGGCUUACGGUUAGCGAGUGUUACUAAAACAUAGGUACUCCUAAGACGACGCCAUAAUAAAGAAUGUUGGAUCCUUUCUCACAAUGAGGAAGGAGGUGGGAGAUUGUGACAGGAAGCACAGGAGCUGAGGGCCAGGCUUUCCUAGUCUACACCGUUCAUGUUAAGCCGGGUCAGCUAUGCAGUACCUCUUCCCCUCAACCACAGAAGACCCUAAGAGUUAGGGAAGGAAUAUGUGUUGAUUGUGCCUUGUUUUAGUGGUGGCCUUCAAAUGCCUGAGCUCCUUUAAGAUAUUAUCGAUUUAUUUAGUAUUUCCCAAAGCACCAACAUGCUAAAUACUGACCCACUAGAUGCCAGCGCUUAUGAGAAUGGGGGUGACACGUCUGCCUGGCCUUCAGCAGAGCACUGGGUUUGAACUGAUCUGCCCUAUUUCUUGUCAGACCCCAGUGUGAUUAACUGCAUGCAUUUAUUAGUGGACUGCCUGAGGGUUUAGAGUCACUAAAUGGAAAGAAACUGUCCGGUGUGAUCAUGACACUUUUAAAAAUACGAGGUGCCUUUGCGGGGAAUGUGCGGUUUUCACAGGCUUUCCCGAUCCGUGCAGCCCUCACACUUCCUCUGUCGAUGGUACCUGCCUGGCCCCUGAGGUUGAGAGAAGCAGCAGCGCCCAGCACUGCUCCGUACCAGGGCCCAGGGCCGUCAUU